AUGAGCAUAUUCUCUGACCUCUUAGAGAAUUGCAUCGAAGUCUUCAUGGAUGAUUUCACGGUGUAUGGGCAAACUUUUGACUCGUGCUUAGACAAUCUGGAAAAGGUACUACAGAGGUGCGUGGACAAGAGCUUGGUGUUGAAUUAUGAGAAGUGCCACUUCAUGGUUAGAGAAGGAAUUGUGCUCGGACACGUGAUAUCAGGCAGAGGAAUAGAGGUGGACAAAGCAAAAAUUGAAAUCAUUGCCAAGCUACCAUAUCCAACGAACAUUAAGCAGCUACGAGGAUUCCUUGGGCAUGCUGGAUUCUACAGAAGGUUCGUGAAGGACUUUGCAAAGAUUGCCCAACCGAUGACAAAGCUGCUACAAAACGAAGUGGAGUGGAAUUUUGAUGAGGAUUGCAAGGAGGCGUUCCAGAUCUUGAAGAACAAUCUAAUCUCCGCACCCAUAAUACAACCCCCUGACUGGGGAAUGCCAUUCGAGGUAAUGUGCGACGCCAGUGGAUAUGCCAUAGGGCAGUUCUUGGGCAGAAGCGGGGAAAUGAGAGUCACGUCAUCUAUUAUGCCUCAAAGACACUGA
Salvia miltiorrhiza (redroot sage) is the source of this 576-nucleotide messenger RNA. RefSeq lists its product as uncharacterized. Bases 1 to 576 code for a protein of 191 amino acids. The record is from RefSeq and is a predicted model, not a curated record. Lineage: Eukaryota; Viridiplantae; Streptophyta; Magnoliopsida; Lamiales; Lamiaceae. The transcript has a single exon.